AGGUGUCCUCAGCCCAUGGAUGGCAGCGCCCGCCUCCACGCGCCAGUGCCCUCCUGCUCCCCUACCUCCCCCUUGGCCACCCCUGGCCAUCCCCAGCCCUGCAGCGCCGAGGGCGGAGGAGAGGCCACCCGCCCCCAGCAGAGGGCUCCGCGAGAGCUGCAGCGGCGGUGGGGGCCCCGCAGAGAUUGGGGCCCAUGGUUUGAAGACUGUUCACAGGCACCCCGAGACAGCGUCCCCCCUCUGGGCGCACUGGAUUUGACGUUGCAGGACGCGCGGCUGGAAGCCCCCCAGGCCCCGCUGCUCACAGACCGGGACUCCGCCUCCGGUUCCCGAGGGCGUGGCGAGGCGCUGCGGGACGCCCAACAGGAUGCCUUCCGUGCCUUCCAUCAAGAUCUCAAUUUUGUGCGCAAGUUCCUACAGCCCCUGUUGAUUGGAGAGCUGGCUCCGGAAGAACCCAGCCAGGAUGGACCCCUGAAUGCGCAGCUGGUCGAGGACUUCCGAGCCCUGCACCAGGCAGCCGAGGACAUGAAGCUGUUUGAUGCCAGUCCCACCUUCUUUGCUUUCCUACUGGGCCACAUCCUGGCCAUGGAGGUGCUGGCCUGGCUCCUCAUCUACCUCCUGGGUCCUGGCUGGGUGCCCAGUGCCCUGGCCGCCUUCAUCCUGGCCAUCUCUCAGGCUCAGUCCUGGUGUCUGCAGCAUGACCUGGGCCAUGCCUCCAUCUUCAAGAAGUCCUGGUGGAACCACGUGGCCCAGAAGUUCGUGAUGGGGCAGCUAAAGGGCUUCUCCGCCCACUGGUGGAACUUCCGCCACUUCCAGCACCACGCCAAGCCCAACAUCUUCCACAAAGACCCAGAUGUGACGGUGGCGCCCGUCUUCCUCCUGGGGGAGUCAUCCGUCGAGUAUGGCAAGAAGAAACGCAGAUACCUACCCUACAACCAGCAGCACCUGUACUUCUUCCUGAUCGGCCCGCCGCUGCUCACCCUGGUGAACUUUGAAGUGGAAAAUCUGGCGUACAUGCUGGUGUGCAUGCAGUGGGCGGAUUUGCUCUGGGCCGCCAGCUUCUAUGCCCGCUUCUUCUUAUCCUACCUCCCCUUCUACGGCGUCCCUGGGGUGCUGCUCUUCUUUGUUGCUGUCAGGGUCCUGGAAAGCCACUGGUUCGUGUGGAUCACACAGAUGAACCACAUCCCCAAGGAGAUCGGCCACGAGAAGCACCGGGACUGGGUCAGCUCUCAGCUGGCAGCCACCUGCAACGUGGAGCCCUCACUUUUCACCAACUGGUUCAGCGGGCACCUCAACUUCCAGAUCGAGCACCAGUGCCAGCAUACGCUCCCCACCCCCAGCCUCUUCCCCAGGAUGCCGAGACACAACUACAGCCGGGUGGCCCCGCUGGUCAAGUCGCUGUGUGCCAAGCAUGGCCUCAGCUACGAAGUGAAGCCCUUCCUCACCGCGCUGGUGGACAUCGUCAGGUCCCUGAAGAAGUCUGGUGACAUCUGGCUGGACGCCUACCUCCAUCAGUGAAGGCAACACCCAGGCGGGCAGAGAAGGGCUCAGGGCACCAGCAACCAAGCCAGCCCCCGGCGGGAUCGAUACCCCCACCCCUCCACUGGCCAGCCUGGGGGUGCCCUGCCUGCCCUCCUGGUACUGUUGUCUUCCCCUCGGCCCCCUCACAUGUGUAUUCAGCAGCCCUAUGGCCUCGGCUCUGGGCCUGAUGGGACAGGGGUAGAGGGAAGGUGAGCAUAGCACAUUUUCCUAGAGCGAGAAUUGGGGGAAAGCUGUUAUUUUUAUAUUAAAAUACAUUCAGAUGUA
Messenger RNA from Pan troglodytes (chimpanzee), 1806 nucleotides. It is a transcript of the gene FADS3, whose product is annotated as fatty acid desaturase 3. Gene Ontology annotation, biological process: lipid metabolic process. The record is from RefSeq and is a predicted model, not a curated record. Gene Ontology annotation, molecular function: oxidoreductase activity, acting on paired donors, with oxidation of a pair of donors resulting in the reduction of molecular oxygen to two molecules of water. Gene Ontology annotation, cellular component: membrane. The transcript is spliced from 12 exons. NCBI's taxonomy places the organism in Eukaryota, Metazoa, Chordata, Mammalia, Primates, Hominidae. The coding region runs from base 16 to 1518 and encodes 500 amino acids.